AUGCGAGAAACAUUAACGACAACGAAAACACCACCAUCAUUGCCGAUUGAAGAAGAGUCAACGGCAACAACAACAACAACAGCAGGAAUGUCAUCAUCGUCAGGAACAACAGCAACAACAACAAAAUCAUCAUUAAAAACAGAUGCGAAUACUUUUGGGGUUGACGCCGAGACUCUACACAGUAUUGUUACUGACAGCGCAGGGGGUCCACAUCUUCUUAAGAGUUUUGGUGGAGUGCGGGGAUUGGCAAAACUGCUGCGUACCGAUCUUUUACGUGGAUUGCCUGUGGAAACGGCAGAAGCCUUACAAGCACGCCGUGCUGCCUUCUCUGUGAAUGAACUUCCACCCGCGGCGGAAGUGACAUUUAUGGAUCUUGUGUGGGAUUCACUCGGGGAUCGAAUGAUGCAAUUACUGAUGAUCUCCGCAGUGACCUCCUUGCUGCUUGGACUCACAGUGCCGGAUGUUCAUACUGGACGUGUGGACUACGCCCAUGGCUGGAUUGAGGGAGCUGCCAUUCUCCUCUCUGUGGCUAUUGUAACCCUUGUGAGUAGUCUUAACAAUUACCAGAAGGAGCAGAAGUUUAAGGAACUCAUGCGAGAUGCACCGGCGGCCCGAGCUACAGUAAUUCGUGCAGGUGCUGUAGUGGAAACAACAGACAAGGAACUUCUCGUUGGGGAUCUUCUUAACGUGGCGGGAGGUGAUGUACUCACUGUGGAUGGACUGGUGGUACACAGUAAUGCCUUUAAAGUGGAUGAAUCAUCUGCAACUGGUGAGAAUGAUGAUGUUGCGAAGGAUGCGGUGAUGAAUCCCUUUGUGCUUUCAGGAUCUAAUGUGGUGGAAGGAGAUGCGACGAUUCUCGUAACAGGAGUUGGAAUAAACUCCUUCGCCGGCCGUAUCUCCAUGCAGGUACGUAAAGAAAGUGAGGAAACACCAUUGCAGGAAAAACUUACUGAACUUGCGGAUAAAAUUGGGAAUUGUGGAGUUAUUGCAGCCGCCCUUAUGUUUGCUGUAUUAAGUAUACGGGAACUGUGGGUCUCCGUUAUGAUGGGACACCAUCCACUACACUAUAAACCUUUUCUUGACAGUCUUACAACGGCAGUGACGAUUGUGGUGGUGGCGGUACCGGAGGGACUCCCACUCUCUGUUACGAUUGCCCUCGCGUACAGUAUGAAACAGAUGUUUAAAGAAAAGAAUUUGGUUCGUCAUCUUGUGGCCUGUGAGACGAUGGGAAGUGCCACAACGAUUUGCACAGAUAAGACAGGUACCAUCACACAAAAUGCAAUGACGGUAACAGAUGGUAUCACGGCAGAAGGAGUUACCUUUUCAUUAACUGGGAAUAUGGAUAGAGAUGAGAUGACACUAACCAAACUCUUCACAUCCGCCUCACCUCUACGUUCACUACUCGCAGAAAGUAUCUCUGUAAACAGUACAGCUGCAUGGAGACGUGUGGAGGAUGCCGUGGCUCACACCAGUGCUGUGCGUCUCACCGGUAAUAAAACGGAACAGGCGAUGUUAACAUUUGUGAAUCAUCUCGGGGAGGACUCUAUGACAGUACGUGCAAAGAUGCUUGAGCAAACAGCAGUGAUUUCCACAACCUCACCAAAUAUAUCAUCACCUUCAUUGUCUUCCGUAACCCCAUCCUCUGCGUUUAAUAAUAAUAGUAAUAAUAAUAAUAAUACUAAAGAGAGUUUGGAUAAUACGGCAACACAGUUACUUGCACAUGAAAAGGAAAUGCGUUCCUACCCCUUCUCAAGUGCACGGAAACGUAUGACCACCGCCUUGGCAUUACGAAAGAAAGGUGUGAUUCGAUAUUAUGUGAAGGGGGCAAGUGAGUUGGUGCUUGCCAAUUGCACAUAUGGACUACAACAUGAUGGGUGCCGGGUACCAUUGAGUUCAAAGAUCACCGCCACACUGCAGGAUGCAAUUAUGGAUAUGUCCCGUCGUCGUCUUCGAACCAUCGCCGUGGCGUACGUGGAUGAACCGUUGAAAGCAGAAAAAGAUGCCGACUCAAGUACAAGAGUAGAACAAGGAAAGAAGAUACAUUCUUUAUUUCCUCCAACAGAUGAACAUUUACCACCAUUAACACUUAUUGCUAUUCUUGGUAUUCGUGAUCCGGUACGACCAGAAGUACCAAAUGCGGUUUCCCAAUGUCGACGUGCGGGUAUUUUUGUGCGUCUCAUCACUGGCGAUAAUAAAGCCACAGCUGUGAGUGUGGCCCGUGAAGUGGGGAUCUACGGUCGUGUUUGGUCAGGUCCAGCCGCAGGUGAACAGGGAUUGGCGUUGGAAGGACCACAAUUCCGAGAGUUCGCGAAGAGUGCACGAAAGUUAAAUCAAAUUCUUCCACGUUUACAAGUCAUAUCACGUGCUUCUCCACUGGAUAAACAAAUUCUCGUUGCGGAACUUAUGAAACGUGGAGAAGUUGUGGCCGUUACCGGUGAUGGCACAAAUGAUGCUCCAGCUCUCAAAAAUGCCCAUGUUGGUUUUUCAAUGAAUGCUGGAACAGAGGUGGCAAAGAAUGCCUCUGAUGUUGUCAUCCUUGAUGAUAAUUUCAGUACGAUUGUAACAGCUAUUAAAUGGGGACGUAAUGUACAUGAUAAUAUCUCAAAAUUUCUGCAGUUUCAGAUGACUGUGAAUGUGGCUGCUGUGAUUUUCUCUUUUAUUGGAGCCACUCUCAGUGGUAGUGAUGGAUCUCCAUUAAAACCUGUACAACUGCUAUGGUUAAAUCUUAUCAUGGACACAUUGGCAGCACUUGCAUUGGCAACAGAAUCCCCUCGUGAUACUGUACUGGAUCGCUCUCCACGUGGACGUGAGGCUCCCUUAAUUACACAACGUAUGUGGAGUAAUAUUAUUGGUCAAUCUUUAUAUCAAGUGAUACUACAGUUAUGGGUUUUGCAUAGUGGAUAUACAUUUUUCAAUGUACAACCUGGUUCAGAGGAACAUCUUACCAUUGUCUUUAACGUCUUUGUGUUAUUACAGUUAUUUAAUGAGUUCAACGCCCGUAUCCUUGAUGGACAUCUUAAUAUAUUCACUGGAUUAGAACGUGCCCCACUUUUCUUACUCAUUGUUGGACUUACUUUCAUUAUACAGGUGAUUGGAGUUCAGUAUGGUGGACCUCUUAUGCAAGCUGUCCCGUUAUCCUCUGCCCAGUGGGGACGUUGUUUUCUUGUUUCCUCCAUUCCAACACCCCUCGGCCUUCUUUUACGCGCCCUCCCUGUGAAGGAGAAGUCUCUACCACCUCCUCCAGUCGUUGUGGAUCCAGAAGAGGAGGAGAAACUGAAGAAUAUGCCUCCACGCAAACGUAUGACCCUGCGAGAAGCAGCACAGAAAGUGAUUACAGAACUUAAGGUCGCGGCAAUAUUCACGGACGCUCUUUCUUCAGCAAAGAAUGGAAAAAAACACCGGUAA
Messenger RNA from Trypanosoma theileri, 3405 nucleotides. Its product is annotated as putative P-type ATPase. Gene Ontology annotation, cellular component: membrane; intracellular membrane-bounded organelle. Bases 1 to 3405 code for a protein of 1134 amino acids. Gene Ontology annotation, biological process: calcium ion transmembrane transport. The record is from RefSeq and is a predicted model, not a curated record. Gene Ontology annotation, molecular function: P-type calcium transporter activity; ATP binding; ATP hydrolysis activity. The transcript has a single exon. Lineage: Eukaryota; Euglenozoa; Kinetoplastea; Trypanosomatida; Trypanosomatidae.